GUGUAUGCUUGUGUGCGUGUUUACAUGGUGGCGGUGGUCAAGUGCAUUAGUCGUUAAAUAUUUUAUUUUGUUCACCAACCAUUAAUACUAACUAAAUGAUAAAAUAACGAUAGCUGUAAUUAUUAUCAAUGGCUUCCAUUGAUAAAGUAAAAAUUAUUGUCGUUGGUGAUUCAGGCGUUGGAAAAUCUUCUUUGACCUAUUUAAUAUGUCAACAACAACCAAUAAGUAAUCCAUCUUGGACCAUUGGGUGUUCAGUAGAAGUGAAAUUGCACGAAUACAAAGAAGGUACACCAAACCAACGGAGAUAUUUUAUAGAAUUGUGGGAUGUUGGAGGAAGUCAAAGUCAUAAAAACACAAGGAGUGUGUUUUACAAUCCAACAAAUGGUAUAAUUCUUGUCCAUGACUUAACUAAUAGAAAGUCACAGCAAAAUUUACAGAAAUGGUUAGAAGAAGUAUUGAAUAGAGACAGCAGCCAAUUUAAAGUAAAAUCAUUUGACGAUUUUGAUCCAGAAAAGUUUGUAGGGUCAACGCAGAUUCCUAUUUUAGUAGUAGGUACCAAGUCAGAUUUGAUAGCAGAAGUUAGAUCUAGUAUUCCGGUAUAUAGAAGAUCAUCUACUAUUGCUGAAGAAUGUGGAGCAGAUGAAAUAUUCUUGGAUUGUCGUCAAGCAAAAUCUCUAGCGGCAGGUACCAGUUCCUCUGUAAAAUUAAGUAGAUUUUUUGAUAAAGUGAUCGAGAAGCGCUAUUAUUCACGAGAAGGAUUAAAUUCUGAUCCACGACGCAUUCCUGUAUAUUCUCCGCAAUAUAGUCCAAAACUUCAUCACAAUGAUUAAAGAAAUAUAAGACUAAAUAAAAUUUGUAUAUAAGUUUACAUAGCAAUAUUUACAAUUUUACUUGGAGAAAUUACUCCACUACAGUUGAUUAGACAAAUAAAAUAUUUGCAACAAAUAUUUAAGUCACAAUUGUAUUAUUUAGUAUUUUUGCAUAGACCUCCGGAGUUUCAAAUUUCAUUUUUAAACGAAAUUAUAAUUUUUGUAGCAUUGCUAUUUCUACUAUGUACGUAAGAGUUCAUCAUCCGUAUCCGUCCGCAUCCGUACGUACCUAUGGGACCGGGGCCUAAUCAAAUUAUUAUCAAUUCCACAUUGAAUGAUAUUCACUCGUUUUAUUUGCAGUUAAUUUUGUUUUUUGUGCCAAUUAGACACAAAGUAAUUAGAUAUUUAAUCAUACAAAUGAGAAUCAAACGAACAAGAUUAGCUGUUAUUAGGAAAAGUUUUUUGCUUCCAUUCCAUGCACGUUUAUUAUAUGGAAAAAUAUCCCAAUAU
This is a messenger RNA of Phymastichus coffea, 1319 nucleotides long. RefSeq names its product rab-like protein 3. Gene Ontology annotation, molecular function: GTPase activity; GTP binding. The transcript has 5 exons. Bases 129 to 830 code for a protein of 233 amino acids. The record is from RefSeq and is a predicted model, not a curated record. Gene Ontology annotation, biological process: intracellular protein transport. NCBI's taxonomy places the organism in Eukaryota, Metazoa, Arthropoda, Insecta, Hymenoptera, Eulophidae. Gene Ontology annotation, cellular component: endomembrane system.